Molecule: messenger RNA, 969 nt
Organism: Prorocentrum cordatum
Lineage: Eukaryota; Dinophyceae; Prorocentrales; Prorocentraceae
Source: the annotation of a GenBank genome assembly
AUGACCAGCACCACCGACACCAGCACACUCACGGCCACGGUCAGCUUCACCGUGACCAGCUCCAGCGCGACCGCCAGCACUGUGACGAGCACCACGAAGACCAGGACGCUCACAGCUACCAGCACGGUAGCCAGCACCAGCAGGACGAGCACACCCACGGCCACGAGCAGUAGUCAGACCAGUUUAGCGACUGCGAGCGAGAGCAGCAGCACGAGCCGGACGACGCAGAGCAGCAGCACGAGCGUGAGCAGCGCUCCUGCGACCAGCACCGUAACAGCUACCAGCAUCACAGGCACUACAGGAACAAGUUCCAGUAUGACCAGCACGCCCAGCACCACGAGCACGAGCCGUACCAGCACGCUCACAGCCACCAGCACGGUAACCAGCACCAGCAAGACGAGCACCCCUACUGCCACGAGCAGUAGCCAGACCAGUUUGGCGACUGAGAGCGAUAGCAGCAGCACGAGCCGGACGACGCAGAGCAGCAGCACGAGCAAGACCAGCACGAGUACAGCCACGAGCACCAGCCAGACCAGUCCUACCACUGCCACCAGCACGACCGCCACCACCAUGACCAGCACCACCGACACCAGCACACUCACGGCCACGGUCAGCUUCACCGUGACCAGCUCCAGCACGACCGCCAGCACUGCGACGAGCACCACCGAGACCAGGACGCUCACGGCCAUGGCCGCGACUGUCAGCCGCACAGCGGCCGCUGCCAGCACCAACACCGGCGCCACGACGAGCACCGCUGGGGCCAGCACGCCCACGGCCGCCGCCGCUGGCGGAGUCGUCGUCCGCUUUGCGAUGCAGCUCUCGGUCCCGCUGCCGUCCGCAUUUGCCGCGGACGCCGCCGCGCAGGCCGCCGUGGCCGACGCCGUGUCCCUGGUGACGGGCGCGCCGGCACUCGACGUGAUCGUGGUGCUCGCCAGCGCCGGGCAGGGCGCCAGGCGGCUGCCCCAGGCA